AUGUUCAACCACUUAUUAGAACUUGGCGCUGAUCCAAAUCUACGAAAUUCUGAGGGAAGGACCGUGUUGCAUCAAGCUGUCGAGAGUCAAGAACUUGACACUGUUGUGCAACUUCUAAUCCAUGCGGCAGAUACGAACUUGGCUGACAAACGUGGAAUUUACCCCUUGCAUCUAGCUGUGGCUAAAUGUUUGGACGUCCACAUUGUCUAUGCGUUGAUAGUUUUUGAGGCCAAUGUCAAUGCGACAGAUGGGGAAGGCUUGUCACCACGCCACUGGCUCUGUCAUCAUGAGUCUGGCAUAGACAAAAUCCUCUACGCUCUUGACGUUGUUCAAGCAAAAAGAUGCCCCUUGGGUCAAGCUAAUUGCACUUCCGGCUGUAUCAGUCCUCUCUCUGUGUCACGAAAACAAUCGACAUUCACGGGUGGUAUUGCUGGAGAUGAAGCACAGAAUCUUCAAACCUCCCUCGAGCCUUCUCGAUCCAAGAGCUUUAGCUAUCUCACUCAGCUCCUUCAAGAUACGCCCUUCGCCUCUGCUCUAUGCCGUUCCACUGAUGAUCUCACGGUAGCUGAAUUAUUUAAUGGAACACCUCCUGACCCUGUUCUAUCGAAUACUAAUCUCACUCAGGAUCUUGAUAACGACCUCUUCCUUUAUCUCGCUGGUCGAGGCUCCCCGUCCAGCUCAUCUCGUUGUACCUCACCCAGAAAACGUAGUUCUGCUCCUGAAGUUCGACCGUCCAGAGGCUUCGACUCCUCAAUAAUGUCUACCGUUAGAGAGGAAGUCGAUCUUGAGUCCCAAGAUUCCUCAUGUUCCCCCUCCAAUAUCGAGUCGCCGCCCCCUGAAACUGUGGAAUUUCCAGUCAACAGCACUUGUCAAGACAAUCAGCCUGGGGCGGAGGAAAGAUGUUCCAGUCCGACUACAGCUCAAAAGACAACGGACUCGUGGUUCCGACGCACGGUUUUAUCUCGAUUUCUCUCCACAGUGAUGCCCGGUCUCGAUAGCCUAAUGAUGACUGAUGUACCGACGGUGCCAAUUAUUGAAGGUGUGGAUGCACCUCCAAAUUGUCCUGACGAGGAGGAGAGAAUGAAUAAUGGUUGCCUUGAAUCGGAUCCAAGCUCCGUCAAUUCUGUGAUUGUUCCUCCCUGCGUAAAUAUCUCCAACCCAAGGUUAGCUGGCAUCCCUGAAAUUCAAGGUAAGCAAGACAUUCACCAACAGGAAGAUCAACACAGUGAAUCUACAGACACCUUUCACACCGUUGAGAAUCAAAACUCACACGACGAUGACCACGUACAUCAAUGGAGUCGAUCAAUCGACGGCUGUUCAGGUCUUCCUGGUGUUCCCUGUUGUCUGGAACGAAAUGCUCUCUCUCUUGCUGCCCAACAUGAAGGUGUUCUACUUGUGGUAAAUGGAAUUUCUCACACAAGUCUUCCGACUGCUAAUCUCAAGAAUCUGUGCGAACCUUCUACCGCUUCUUCCUCAAGAAGCAGUUCAUUGAAUAAUCUCCAGCGAGAUCCUGAAGGCUUCAGAGUUAGUAGACGAGGUUACCGUGUACUCUGUCUGGACGGUGGAGGUAUUCGAGGACUGGUUUUGUGUCAAGUGCUCCGCGCCAUUGAACGUGCUGCUGGUCGACCUAUACGGGAUCUCUAUGAUUGGAUAAUUGGAACUUCAACGGGGGCUAUGCUGGCUCUGAAUUUGGUUCAAGGCAAGUGUGUACGCUAUAACCGAUGCUUGUACUUCCGAAUGAAGGAGAAGAUCUUCGUGGGAAACCGACCCUAUCCAACAGAAGGGUUGGAGAGUCUUCUUCGUGAGGAAUUUGGUGAGACCCCCGUCAUGACAGAUAUUCCGGAUGUGAGAGUUUCAGUGACAGCUCUGCGUGGAGACCACUUCCCUCCACGUCUUCAUAUGUUUCGCAACUAUCCUGCCCCCUACGAGAAGAUGGAACGCCUGGUUAGUGAACUAAUGGAAGCAAAGUCCACUCCAAUCACUGCCGAUUCCCCUCCUACCGCUCCUUCUGGCAAAUUGGUAGCCCAUUCUUCCAGCUCCACCUCAAAUCUAUCUACCGCCACCGCUGGUGAUGCCCCCACCAAAAUUAACACGGCUCCCACUUCUCUUUCCGGUUCCGACAAUUCACUUUCCACCGAUGCCUCCUACAAGCGUCUGUUGGUCACUUGUCUGCAUGAUCUCCUUGGAGAUACUGCCAGGGAGGUUGGCCGAAACGGAGAUGAUGAAUCAGACCUUCAGGAGACUAUAGUCUCCAUGCUAUCCUCUUUUUCACGGCGAUAUGUCUAUACCUCCAAAGGUACCAACCAAAUUGUGCCAAACAGUGAGGUGCCAGUCUGGAGAGCAGCACGAGCAUCAGGAGCCGCGCCAAGUUACUUCCGAGCUUGCGGUCCAUAUCUCGACGGCGGACUCAUUUCCAACAACCCAACAAUAGACCUCCUCACAGAAUCGCAAGAACUCAAUAUUGUUCGGCGUCUUCGGUUAGAUGUCUUCAGGCCUCAAAAUAUGUCGGAAGCUUAUCGCGUGGCCCUUGGAGUAACAGAACUUUCGAGAAUGCUCGUGGAAAUGGCCACUAUGUCUGAGGGUCGAGUUGUAGAACGUUCUCGGGCAUGGUGCAACUCCUUGGGUAUUCCAUUCUUCCGAUUCUCCCCUCUUCUCUGCGAAACCAUCGCCCUCGACACGAAGAAUGAACGCCCUAUUCUACAAAUGCUAUGGGAGACUGAGGCCUACCUAUGCAACUGUCAGGAUCGUAUUCUCAAAUUGGUGGAUUCGCUGCUUGGAAUGCCUUCCGAUGCCCCCACCUCGUCUUCUCAUUCGGACACCCCAGAAGAACUUGACCUUUCCUCGAAAUUUUCAUUUUAA
Messenger RNA from Rodentolepis nana, 2859 nucleotides. Lineage: Eukaryota; Metazoa; Platyhelminthes; Cestoda; Cyclophyllidea; Hymenolepididae. The record is from the annotation of a GenBank genome assembly.